Messenger RNA from Pecten maximus, 4437 nucleotides. Its product is annotated as PDF receptor-like. Gene Ontology annotation, molecular function: G protein-coupled peptide receptor activity. The coding region runs from base 1058 to 2338 and encodes 426 amino acids. The transcript has a single exon. Lineage: Eukaryota; Metazoa; Mollusca; Bivalvia; Pectinida; Pectinidae. Gene Ontology annotation, cellular component: plasma membrane. The record is from RefSeq and is a predicted model, not a curated record. Gene Ontology annotation, biological process: cell surface receptor signaling pathway; adenylate cyclase-modulating G protein-coupled receptor signaling pathway.
CAGAUAUCGCUUAGACGCAAGACGACCACCAAGAAAACUUUCUCCUUUUUAAUUAUUCAUAAAUAACGCGAAAAUUGGUUCGGCCAAGGAAAUACGUUCGUCCGCUAUCUUUAUAAUAGCACCGGUGACUGAUAUGUAUAUCAUUAAUAAGGGAGCUCGUAUCACGGAAUAGCUACCAUACGUCACUCAUUAGUUGAUGGUUGUGUCUAAUUUAUUUACUUGGGAACAUACCAUAAUUUCCGGAACAGGUAUCCAUAAUUUUAUUUGCUGUUCUGUGAGGUACACUGGACGGAUCAUGAGAAUUUUACACGACAGACUUCAUAAACCCAGGAUGUGUUUAUAACAUACUGUGCGAGAAGGACUCAGUUUUCAUUCAUAAAAACAAUUUCUGAAUUCCUUGGAUAAUACAGACGUUGGUAUGAUACAUUUCUAUACCGAGAACAAACCGUGUUUAACAUGUUCCUCCAGAUCGAGGAUUUGUGUUAAUAGAUUAAUCGGCCCGACACCGCUGUACCUUAUUGAAAAAUAUGAUAAAUAAAUGGAUGUAAAGUCCUUGGGGCUUAAGAAACGGCCUUUCUACAGCACUUUAAGGAUAUUGAAUGAAGUUAUAGUACAUCGGAUUCCUGGCUAGAAGUACUUAGCAAGGUUGCUUAUCUCAAGGAUAGAGAAAAAAACUUGUUGGUGAGAGACACGUCUCAUUAUUACAGAAAAACUGAAUUUCUGAACAUAUCACGAACGAUAUUCCAGCGAUUUGGAAACGAGAUGUCAGUGUACACAGUCUGAAAGAUAAAGUUGUCUGCAGCUUAAUUCAAAACCCGUUGAAGGGUCUUAUGAUUGAAGCGGGUAUCAUUUUUGACAAACACCUUGUGGAAAAAAAGGGAGAAAAAACUCUCUCAAAUUUGUUCAUGUUUUUAUGAAAACAUCCAACGCCUAACAAGAAAAGGAUCAACAAUGUGAAAUAAUGUUGUCAACCAGGAUUUGAAAAAAGGUUUGUGUAUAGAAGUGAAUUAACCGUCAAAUUGAAAAAGAAAAAAAGUUAAAAUACAAGUUCUUCAAAAUGGAAAAAUCAGCCGGAAUUCCAUUGCCAACGAACUUGAAGGAAUGCCUGCAGAGCCAGGGCGAGAAGAUAUACAAAUUCCCUAAACCUUUUUUCUGUAAUGCAACUUGGGAUACCAUUCUAUGCUGGCCACCUACUCUCAAAGGAGUUACUUUUAAAAUUGCCUGUCCGGAAUAUCUCGGAGUUGGUCCAGACAAAUUUGCAUACAAGACAUGCGGAAGUGACGGGCAAUGGGAAGGAUUACAUCCCGGUUUCAAGGAAUACCCGGAUUGGGAGCCUGGAUGGACAAAUUACAGUGAAUGCGAAGGUGUCAUUUACGAAAGUGCUACAGGAAAUAACGACACUUCCGGUGUAAAUGUUUCCGAGGCGGCACCUAUAAGUUUCGGAACGCUUCCCCUGAACUACGAUGGAGCCGACAUACUGGCAUGCGUCUUAUUGUCCAUGUCCAUUAUAUUCACAAUGGCGGCUAUUGGUAUCUCGUGUUUUUCAAAGGGAAUACAGGCGACUCGAGUUCGACUUUAUCGGAAUUUAUUUGCCGCUUAUUUGUUUCACGACAUUCUUGAUCUCGUUAUGAAUAUCGGUCGCAUUUUACACAGCAGUGACGUCAUAAAUGACGUAAAACCUUGUGUUGCUAUGGGAGUGCUCGUAACCCUGACAUCAUCCGCCAUUUUUGUUUGGUUACUCAUUCUCGGGAUAUACUAUCUUCUGACCAUGAAAAGCAUUGUGAUUGAAAGAAGAAUGUACUUUGUGCUUUGUCUCCUCGGUUGGUUCGUUCCUACCGUAAUCACCAUCACCUGGCUUAGCAUAACAGUGAUCUACGGAAAGACCUACUGCUGGUUCGGGGAAUUAUUUAUCGCUACACUUCAGUCUAGUUUCUGGAUAAUUGAGUCGACGAACAUGUUUUUCUUGGCUCUGACAUGGUUUUUCAUCAUUUACUUUUUGGGUAAAUACAAUGACCAGGAAACAACCAGGCGCCACAAUGAAAAUAAAGAACUUGCUGUCGAACUGGGAAACAUCCGGUCAAGCGCCAUAAAAAUCGUGAUCAUUUUAGCUUUUGUAACUGUCGCCUAUCUCGUUUAUAUGGCGUUUGCACAUAACACAAAUUCGGAAGUCCUCGCCUACAUGUUUGUGUUGACGGUAUAUUCUCGGGGAGUACUGACCCCAAUCUUCUUGUGUUAUUUUGACGAGAAUAGCCAUUGUUGGGAUGGUUUUUAUAAUGUGAUCAGUACGGAGAAUGCCGAGGACAGCGACGGAGCAUCCACUUCCUCAAUGAGUAUUUAAAUAAAUGUGUCCACCUGCUGUUUGAUAUUUAAAUGUACACAGAAUCAAUGUCGCCCUCUCUAAAAAUACAUCAUUUUGUAAAGUAAAGAAAACAUGUUUUACUUUUUGAAUUGUAACUCAAAGAGACAAACAGUUUUCCUUUUGGUAUCUACAGGAAUCGUGUUUUGCCGAAAAGUUAUUCAUAACCUGUAGGGAUUUCAGCAGCCUCUAGUCAAAUUCGCUUUGAAAUAAAUGUAUAGAGUGUACUUGUAUACAGACUCUCAAACAGCAGUGUCUAGCAUAACAUUUUAUAUAUACUCCGCAUUUCAUAAUACAGUGUUGUGAAUUUGUGAAAUCAUAUUUGAGGGGUACUUAGUCAACUAAUGAUGUUUUUUUACACAAAAUAUCUGUGAUAACCCGAGAAAAUAAAUUAAAAUUAUCAAUGAUGUAAUAGAAUAAGAUGUAUAUGAUACGUACUUAUGUGAAAUAUCGUUAUUUUUUCGUAAAAAAUAUAUUUAACUUUUGUUUCGUUCAGUGUUUGUCUAGGUCGGGUAGAUGUUUAAAACUGCUGCUACAAUUCAUAACAAGCGCCAAAGUCACGUACAAUGUACAUGUAAUUGAAUCUCGACUUUGUUGUAUAUGGACUUAAACCGAAACACCUCGGUUAAUUCCGUAAAAACUCGGAAUCAAACUGUCCAAGUCUUGAAUGGAAUAUGCGAGAAGCUGCGUUUGCCUCUAAGAACUUGUAUAACGAUUAUGGCAAUGGAUUUAUUGAAUAUAUUCACAGCUUAUUUAUUAUUGACUGGUUGCGGCAUUUGAGAAAUGUAAACUACGAUACAAUAUUUUGGCGUGCUACCUGUUACUGUUAUGUUAAGUAUUCACUUUGUUUUAAAAAAAAUCACCUCCAAAAUCUAAUGACGGAGCAAUCUAACCGUAGGAUUGAUAUAGUCAAAUGUGUGAUAGCUAUCAUUCUCUAGGAUCUGGAAUUUAUAAAGAUGAAUAUUAAUGAGAAUGAAAAUUUUGAUUUCUUGUAUAGUUAUCACUGGUUAUGUCGGAUUCUAAAGCUUUUAACUAGGAUGUAAAGUAAGAUAAGUCGGUCUAAGAACACAGCUGGACAGUUCGAGGCUUGUAGCCUGUCGAACCAUUCAUAAGACAUCGCAACUUCACGCGCGCACGCUGUAGCUGCCUCAUAUAUAUAUAAACAAUUAUAUUGCCGCGUAAUCUAUUGUAAUCAUGUACAUGCACGUGUAAUUGUCGUAACUUUACCAUCGCAAUCUAUAACGUAUUGAAACUCUCAAAGAACAGUAAUGACUUCAAAACCGUUUGACUCAAUGACUAUAAGGCCUUUAAAUAAAAAAUGUGUGAGUUCCACAUACCUGCCUGGAAUUUACAUAUAGACUUAUAAAACGUCAUAGACAAUAGCAGAUAAGUGGCGCUAAUUAAGUCCAGACCCACGCUCUAUCUAUGUCUACCUACCUAUCUAAAAUCCUUAAUCUAUAAUAACAGUACAAUGUCUAGUUAAAAAUAGAGCUCGAUUAUACCUACCUAUCUGCGCUGAAAAUUUCAGGGGAUGUUAAACACAUGUAUAGUCGUAUUUGGCCUUAUCGUGAUAGCUCAGUCGGUUAGAGUGGCGGCCACGAAACUUCAGGUGAAGAUCUGAGGUGCGUGGUUCGACGCUCCUUACCCGUGUCGGUUAGUGUUUAUCAGGAAGCUGUGAAAUGGGCCGGAUUGUCUUAUCGCGGUUGUGUCCUUUGGAAAGACAAUUCGCCCUAAUUACCCUAAAUGGCGUGCGACGGGCCUCCGAUAUGUUGGUCAUUGAGGUAGUCACCAACUACUACAAGGAGACCCCCGCCCCAAAUGCCACUGGCUGUUCACUACUUUUCUCUCUAUAUGACUCAUACAUAGUUCACGCACUGGUUCCUGUCGCAUCAGAAUAUAGGUAAUGUAACAUAUACAUGUACUGUCACGUGAUCAUUGUACUUCGUUUUAGAUGUCAUUUAUUGUUGUAAUUCCGUUUAUAACGACAACGAUUCUAAAUGUUUAUGGAUUGGUUUUUAUUUCCUUUUUUUCUGUUUCAUUUGCAUGUUGUCACAAUGUCUAUUAAAUUGUUAACACUACUA